GUCGUGGUGAGUUCCCCUCCCCUCUACUGUACCUCUGAUCCUUACUUCCUUUCCCGGCGCCUGAUCGUACAAAGCUGCGCGCUUGCUCGAGUUUGAAGAAAAACUUAGCCUUUUCGGUUUCCUUGGCCGUUCGGAUCUGGCUUCCCCGUCGGCGCCGGCGUGCAGAGUUUGCACGGCGGAUCCGUUUCGGUGCGGGUGUAGAGGGCGUGUGCGAGGGCCGAGUGGACUAUUCUAGUUUCUGCGCAUGCCCUCACGGAUCUUUAGACUCCAGGGUUCAACUUCACUGUGAAUACGCUGACGCUACGAGAAGUCAUCACGGAAGGGGUCUCGAAGCAAGGUGCAAAGACUCACCUGCCGUCUCUGAUGGGCUUUGCUGGCUGGGUAUCCAUGCUGCUCUUCCUCCUGGUCGCCGGUGCUGUAGCAAAUGACCAGAUCUUCACCACUUCAGGUGUGCCAUUUGGGCGGAGUUCGCGUGAGCCAAGUUACCGCGUCGAAUUCCAUCCUGUUGAUUCACCAUUCCAUCCAGAGAAUGGUCAAGAAUCGGUACCAAUGGCUAGUCAUGAUGGGAAACGUUAUAAAUGCUUUCUACCAGUUGAAGAAACUAAAACCAUGAAGUCAAUGCUUCCGCAAAAUGCAACUAAUGUUAUAAUAGAAAGUGAAAGGAGAAUUAAGCCAAAGGAGCCAGAUGAGUUACUUGAGGUUCUCAAGGACCAGUGCUUCUACAGGCAUGAAGGUUGGUGGUCGUAUGAAUUCUGUUAUCAUGGGAAAAUCAGACAGGUCCAUGUAGACGACGAUAAGGUUAUCCAAGAAUUUGUUCUAGGCGAAUUCGAUGACGACGCGACUGCUGCAUACCAUGAAAAUAUCACUUCUGAGUUAGUUGACGAUGACCAUCAUGUGAAAGAUAUAUCUCAGAGGUAUCAUGUUCACUUGUAUACAAAUGGGACUGUAUGCGAUCUCACAGAUAUUCCGCGGGAGACAGAGGUUAGAUUUGUCUGCUCGGAGCCUACUGUACUGAUUAGUUCAGUCAAGGAGAUCUCUUCCUGCAGAUAUGUUGUAACGAUUCAAAGUCCCAUGCUUUGCAAAAACCCGUUAUUCCAGGAAGAAAAACGAACCCUCUCCAUCCACUGCAAUGAGUUGCCUGCUAGAGCGGAAUCCAGCGCGGAGGAUGACUCGCUUCCAAAAGAAGCUCAGAUUUCCAUCAUCCCCGAUCAGGAUGAGCUACAUGAUUUCCCAGCCUAUGCUACUUGAUUUGCCUCCAAUAAUUAUGUUUGAUGUAGAAAAAAAAACACCAUUUUGGAGGCGCAGGGGCAACUGAGCAACACUAUGUAUUAACUAUCUCGUAGAUACUACAGCAGAGGCUCCUUGUAAAGCAGGUUGAGACGAUCAUUCUGCAGUUCUUAUUAUAUAGGAUGAUUACGAAGGUAACAUGUUUGGGACAGUAACAUUUGCUUGAAAUGUAUAUAGUCUACAACAAGAAUAAUGCCAGCAUUCUUGAAAUGUAGGUGUGCGAGCACUUUUACACGAAGUAAUAUUGCUCUGGUGUGACGAACGAUCUGUUGUCGGUUGAGAUGAAAAGGCGUUCGCCUUCUAUUAAGAAUGUAAAUGGUACAAAAGGAUGUAAAUGGUACGGAUAUUAUCUGUUCGUAUUUGAAUUUAAUCCGGUUUGAGAUGUA
Zea mays is the source of this 1673-nucleotide messenger RNA. RefSeq lists its product as uncharacterized. Gene Ontology annotation, biological process: retrograde protein transport, ER to cytosol; endoplasmic reticulum unfolded protein response; ERAD pathway. NCBI's taxonomy places the organism in Eukaryota, Viridiplantae, Streptophyta, Magnoliopsida, Poales, Poaceae. The record is from RefSeq and is a predicted model, not a curated record. The transcript has 9 exons. The coding region runs from base 364 to 1248 and encodes 294 amino acids. Gene Ontology annotation, cellular component: endoplasmic reticulum lumen.